AGCGCUGUGAUUGGACGCUGGCUGCUGGUCAGGAAAAAAGAGCCGCUGUGUUGAGGCCGAGAAACUCAGACUGAAGCAGGGACCAGUGGAGAUAGAGGACCGUCUCCGCGGACACCGUGCCCACUUUUGGUGCACACUCUCGGGGCAUUUUAAGGCUUCUUAGCAGCAGCGCAAACUCCGACAGUCUCCGGGGCUACAGCAGCCGAGGCCGCGGCGGUCCCUGAGCCGCCUCCCGAGGACUGCAUGCCCGGUCUCGUCUCCCUGUCUCCUCCAGAGCCGCUGCUGUUAACGACGGCGAGGGGGUGAAGCUGCCGCUAUCGCGUCGAAGCCUCGAAACAUCUCCGCGACUCAAGUGCUUCUCCAGGCCACAGGGAGCACCGCAGCAGCCCGACUGUUACUGUCGGGGUUGUCCGCUGGAGUCGCUGCGGAGACCGGCAUAACAGGAGCCAACUAUAUGGAACAAGUGAUCGGAGCGGAGCUGCGCUUUGUGUCCGCACGAGAGGGGUUGUUUAUGACCGAAGGAGAGCCGCGGUUCUCGCCUUGAAGGGAAAACAUCACCUCGGGAUUUCGUCAGACGGGAUUUAUUGGAGUGGAGCGGCUCCUGGAUCCGGCUCAGCGAAGGCUUUCGGCAUCAGUGCCAUGAAUCACCCCGGACAACAGCUGCUGCCUACAUAGAGGUCACUCUGCCUCUCUUUUUGGUUCUCUUUGGUCCAGAGGAUGCUGGUAAUGUGUCGCGGGCGCAGGAAAUUCCUUUUGGCCUCCCUCGCCCUGGUCUUCAUCCCGACGCUCACAUGGCUCUACCUGUCGGUCGGAGGCUUUCAAGUCAAGCCCCUCCCACUGUCUCCGCUCGAGGUCCAGGCGCCAACGGUGUCGGGCGGAGGCGGCGAGCGGCAGGCCUUAGAGCUGCGCGUCCGUGCGGUGGAGGAGGAGAACAGGGCUCUACGCCGGGAGCUGAGCCAGGCGCCCAGGAGCCAACCGGCGCACGCCCCCUACGCCGGCCACCGCGGCAACCAGAGUCGAGCUCACUCCGAGGAGGGCACCGGUGACAACGAGGUCCAGAGAGCGGCCGCGGUCGGGAACAACUCGGACUGCGUUCAGCAGCCGGUGGUGGAUAAAUGUGAGACCAUCCACGUGGCCAUCGUGUGCGCAGGUUACAACGCCAGCCGUGACGUGGUGACCCUGGUGAAGUCCGUCCUCUUCCACAGGUACGGUCUUUCUUCUUGUCUCUGGGAACCUUCGCAGCACACGUUUCCCCCUCAGUAAUAUCUUUGAACCGAUGGUCCAGAGAGGAGCGGGAGGUCUGGUCCUGUCCCGGCGCCACGAGGCCAGGCAAAGUAAUCUGUUAUUAACCCCCCCCACC
This is a messenger RNA of Cynoglossus semilaevis (tongue sole), 1360 nucleotides long. Its product is annotated as LARGE xylosyl- and glucuronyltransferase 1-like. The record is from RefSeq and is a predicted model, not a curated record. Lineage: Eukaryota; Metazoa; Chordata; Actinopteri; Pleuronectiformes; Cynoglossidae. The coding region runs from base 718 to 1263 and encodes 181 amino acids. The transcript has 4 exons.